This is a messenger RNA of Limulus polyphemus (Atlantic horseshoe crab), 9314 nucleotides long. RefSeq names its product golgin subfamily A member 4-like. Lineage: Eukaryota; Metazoa; Arthropoda; Merostomata; Xiphosura; Limulidae. The transcript has 20 exons. The coding region runs from base 149 to 9043 and encodes 2964 amino acids. The record is from RefSeq and is a predicted model, not a curated record.
UAAGAUUUUUUUGGGUGAUAGUAGGCUACGUUUGAUGUAAAGUUGUAAAUAAAUAAAAUAUGCUGUGUUUUAAAAUUUUAUCACGAAGCGAUUUGUCAUACUUUAAGCUGGUGUUUUAUAACUAGUCAAAAAUAGGACAUUUAUCAUUAUGGAAGAAGAUGAGAGGCAGAAGAAAGUACAGGCUGGCAAAGAAAAGCUGGCUGAGUUACUAAAGAAGAAGAACAGUAGAUCAAGGAAAAAGAGAAAAACAGAUGAAUGUUCUUUAGAAGAGGUUCAUCAAGUUGAGAGCAUGUCAGAUUAUACUAAUACUGAAACUGAUGAAUCAUUUCAAAGUACUGAAGAAGUACAACAAAUUGACCAAACAUCGUUAGGUGAAACAACAGCUCAGGACGUGCAGGAAGGAAUAAACACAUUACAAGAAUCCCUUGAGCAUAUAGAUAACCUAACAGUUGAAGAAAACACUGAAGAAUCUAGUUAUAAAGCAGUCAUUGAAGAAUAUAGGAUAAAGAUUAGAGAGUUCCAGAAUGCCCUUAUUCAGAGGGAUGACAUAAUUUCGCAGCUAUCUGAGCGACUGGUCACAACGUUAGAAAACAGAGAUGCUAUACAGGCUGAAGCAUCCACUCAAGCUGAGACCUUGGCUCAGGAAAUCAGUACACUUAAGCUUCAGUUGAAGCAGGCCACAGAUGUGGUUGGUAAACAGAAAAGUAAAACGGGAAUUUCAGCUCAAGAAUUGUUGGAAGCUAAAAAUCAAGUUAUAUUUCUACAGCAAGAAAAGGUUCACAAAGACAGUGUAAUUGUCAAUUUAUCUCAGAGAGUAUCUAGUAUGUCCUCAGAGCUGGACAUUUUACAAGAAGAACACCAGACAGAGUUGGAUAACUGGAAAAAAAGUUUUGAAUCUAACCAGACCUUGUGGGAAAACAAACACCAGCAAAUCCAGUGCCUUCUAAAGAAGGAACAGUGUGAGAAAUAUAAACUCUUUUCACAAGUAGAAGAACUUCAGAAGAAACUACUAGAAAAUGAAGAACAUGUGGCACAGCUAUCUGCAAAUCUAGUUAAUAAUCAACAGAAAGUUCAAGAACUUCAGAGACUUUUAGAUAAUGUUCAGAAUCAGAAUCAAUUAAGUAUCAACACUUUGAAGGAAGAAAGCUUCGAAAAAGAUACAAAGUUAAAGGUAGCUCAAGCUAAAAUUGAAGAAUUAAUACAGCAGUCUGAAAUGAAGGUUCAACAGUUAAUGAAGGAGUUAGAAAAACAACAACAGAAUGAUCGGUCAUCAGGUUCUGUUGACGUUGAUCAGCAGUUAACAGCUUUAAGAGUAAAGUUGGAAAAGGAACACAGUCAGAAUAUCAUGACAAUGAAGGCAGAAAUGUGGGAGCAGUUACGUUUUGAAGUCACCGCAGUAGAACAGAAACUUCAGGCUGCCGUAACUGAGAGAAAUAAUUUAAAUGAAGAACUUAAAAAGCUUAAAUCCUGUUCUGAUGGUAAACAUUUGACAAAUGAUAACAGUUAUGUCUCUCAUCAUGAAGGAGCAGGAGAUAGUAAAGAUCAGUUUCAUAGUGAUUUGCUAUAUUUUAUGAAACAGUGCGAACUUCUUGUUCAACAAAAUAAUCAUUUACUGCAACAAUUUUCUACAUUUAAAGACUGCCAUAAAAUACAAGCAAAACAAAUGAUUAGUGAUAAUGCACUUUAUACUGUAAGUAAUAUAGAAGAUGAGAGAGUUAGAUGUGAGAAUGACUUAAAACAAACAGAGAACCAGGUGGAGCUUGUCGACAAAACAAGCAACUUGUUAGUGUUCCCCUUUUUUCAGACACCAGGAAUUUCUUCAGGUGAUACAUCAGAAAAACAAGAAUUUAGUCUUCAGCCUUUUUAUUUUGAAAACAGGGAAACUACCAUACAGGAACAGUUUAGGACUGAAGAUGUAGCCAGCUCUUCAGACAAAAAUCAGAAUGAACUAUCACACCUUUCAGGUUUGGUAAAGGAUCACUUCACAAAUCUGUGUUCACAGUUUACGUCUGUUUGGGUGAUAAAUAAUGAACUACUACAAAAUUUACAGUCGUCAAGGGAAUACGUAAAUGUUUUGAAACUAGAGUUAGAUGAUGAAAAACGUAAAGGAUUUCACUCCGAGGAUUUAGAAUUAUUAGGUACACCAGAAGAGAUAUUACAGAAAAGUUUACAAAUACCUGCAGAUAAGAACAUUCAACAAGAGUUAAUUGAACAGAACAAAGUUUUGAAUACAAAAUUUAGUGAAGCUACAAAUACGACAGAGCAAUUAAAUAUGCAGUUACAAGAUUCUAAUGAUAAAGUCAAAGAGUUGAAACAAAAAAUAAAUAACUUAGAGCAUGAAGAAGAAACUAUCUAUGACAUAGUUGAAAAUAAUUGUCAAAAUUGGAUAUCUGAUCAUGAUCCAGAAUUGGAAAGAAACCAACAACUGCAAGAGACAGUGAUUUCCAUGAAUGGAAAAAGAUUAUCUCAUGAAUCUUUAGAAAAAUUGGAAAGAACAAAAGAACUUGAAUGUGAAGGAGAGAAGUCCGAAAUGACACACCCAAAACAUUUCCAAGAGAAAUAUAACCAGGAAGUAUCUGAGAAAGAUCAUUUGUCUAAACAGUUAGAACAUUUACAAGAGAAAUAUGACCAGGAAGUAUCUGAGAAAGGUCAUUUGUCUAAACAGUUAGAACAUUUACAAGAGAAAUAUGACCAGGAAGUAUCUGAGAAAGGUCAUUUGUCUAAACAGUUAGAACAUUUACAAGAGAAAUAUGACCAGGAAGUAUCCGAGAAAGAUCAACUGUCUAAACAGUUAGAACAUUUCCAACAUUUGCAAGAGAAAUAUGACCAGGUAGUAUCCGAGAAAGAUCAUUUGUCUAAACAGUUAGAACAUUUACAAGAGAAAUAUGACCAGGAAGUAUCCGAGAAAGAUCAACUGUCUAAACAGUUAGAACAUUUCCAACAUUUACAAGAGAAAUAUGACCAGAUACUCCUUGACCAGGUAGUAUCUGAGAAAGAUCAGUUAGAUAAAAAAGUGAAACAUUUGGAACAUUUACAAGAGGAUUACAGACAAGUAGUUUUUGAAAAAAACAAACUAGCUGAACAGGUGGCAAACUUCCAGCUGUCACAGCAGUAUUAUGAUUUGCUGGUAUCAGAAAGGGACCGGUUAUCAAAAGAAGUUCAACAACUACAAGGACUGCUAAAAGAAAGCAAGGAAAAUGAAAAGUUUGUAAAUCUAGAAUUACAGAAUCAGUACAAUAUAGCUGACUUGAAAUAUGAGGUAGAGAAACUAUCAAAUGAAAAAGACUGUUUGAAAUCAGAAAAUAAAGAUCUUAAUGAAAAACUGAGCGAAUACCAAUAUCAAGUAAAAGAACUACUUACAUAUAAAUCCCAAACAGAGGGUGAACUAUGUGACCAGAAAACAACACUGGACAAAAUAUUAUGUAAGUUAGAAGACCUUACAAUAGAUAAAAACACAGUUAAAGAUUACACAUCUCAUCGUGUAACUCAAGAAGUCUCGCAGUUGGAAAAAAGUUUUUACUUUUAUGUUCCAAAAGAGCUUGAAGAAAAAUUUGAAAAAUAUGUGAUUUUACUUCAAAAUAAAAUUUCUUUAUUGGAAAAUGAAAGACAAGACUUUAAUAAAUUAAAGGAGGAGUUUGAGUGCCUUGAAACUGAUAAAAAACAUCUGGAAGAUGAACUGGAGAAUUUGAAGAAAUCAAUUGAAGAACUAUCUGAAAUUAAAGGCUUACUUGCAGAUUCCCAGAGAGAGAGAGGUGUCUUCGAGACUAGGUGCAAGGAACUGUCACAAGAGCUAGAGAAUGUUCUCAGUUCUGAAGCGUUUCUUAAAGAAACUCUGGAGACUUUGAACCAAAAAAGAGACCUUGAAAAUGAGAGCUUAACAAAGAACCUUAAUGAAUACCAUGUUUUUAUUGACCAAAUAAAAUCUAUUUUGUUAAAAGCUAGUAUAGAUGUUGCAGAGUUUACUGUUGAAAAUUUACAAUUUGAAGAUAUUUCAAAAAUAUUAGAAAACAUUCAACUGUUAACAGAGAAAUUACAUAGCAGUCACAAGACCAUAAAUGAUUUAAAAGAAAAAGUUAAGAAGUUGGCUGAAUUAUUAGACCAGCACAAGAACCAAAAUAAUAUUUUAUUACAAGAGAUUGAAGAGGAAAAAAAAAAUCAUAUGCUAGAUUUAAAUAUUAUGAAAGCAGAAAUAGAAGAAAAACAUGAAGCAGAAAUGCAAGAGAAACUAUUGGAGAUUGAACAAAUACAUCACAAUCAACUAAGGGAGAAAGAUGAAGAAUUAAUUAAAACCAGAAAUGAUUACACCGUCGAAAUGGUGAGGUUAAAAUCAGAACUAGAAAAUAUGCAGGAUGCCAAACAAAAGUUGGAGGAAGAAGAAGAUGAAUUACAGAAAGAUUGGAAUCAAAAAUUGAAUUUUGCCGUUUCUUCUGGGAUCAGUGAAGAAAUAUCGAAAGUAUCUUCGUUGCCUUCAGAAUCAACUGUGAUACAUAAAGCUGCUAAUUCAGGUGACCAAAGUGCCUUUGUUAAUAUUGAUUCAAAGAGUUUUGUUGAAAACUCACACUUAUUUAAGCAGGGUUUUGGAGAAAAAGAUCUAACUGAAAGAGAGUGGAAAUUGAAAUAUGAAAAGCUACUUCAAGAAAAUAAAGUUUUGCACUGUGUAAAGGAAGAAUUAAAAUACAUCUUAGAAGAAAAUAAUAACACAGACACUAAAAUAAAGGAAUUGGAAAGUGAAUUAAUAAAAUCUGAGAGACAUACCGAAACAGUUGUUAAUUUUCUGAAAGAAAAAAAAGAAUUGGAACAAGAUCUGAUGAUGCAGGUGUUUAAUUUCGAGGAAGCUAAGCGUAAGCUUGAAGCUAAGUUGGAAGAACUUAAAGUUCAGAUUAGUGGAUUGUCUUCUGCUAAAAGAGCUUUAGAAGAAGAACUACAAUUAGAAAGACAAAAAAUUCAUAGCAGUAAGAUGGAAGAUCUUGCAGUUCCUGAAGCUGAAAUUUGGGAGUUAAGAUCUAAACUUCAGUUGGAAGUGGAACUAAGAAACAGCCUUGAGGCAUCUGUUGCAUACUUGUCCAAAAGAUGUGAACUCUUAGAUAAAGGUAAAAAUGAUCUACUAAUUCAGAUGGAAAAGUUUAAAGACCAAGUUAUGCACUAUUUGAUAGAACAACAAAAAACUCAGUCUGAUUUAAUGAAUGAAAGAUUUGAAAACCAAAAAACGAAACGGGAAUUAAUAAAUCUCCAGAUCAAGCUCAGAGCUCUUCAAAUUAGACAGUCUUCACAAAUCCAAAAUGUUUCUGGGGAAGAUAAUUAUUUUGAUGAAAUAGUUGUCGAAGAAAACUCUCAGACUGGGAUAGAUCAUUUCAGUAAUUCUUUGAAUCAAGGAGAUCAAGAACUGGAGAAAUCAGUUGUAGAAGUACUUGGACUAAGUGACAAGAUGGAUUAUCUUGCAAACAUAAGCCAAACAAUUCUAGAAGAAAAACAAAAGUUUAUAAAUCAGCUCACUCAGCAGGAGCAAGUAUUAAGUAACCUGAAGAAACUUUUGGAUAAAGAAAACCUCUCUGCUAACAAGGAUGUAGAAGAUCUGUACAUUCAUCUUAACCAGCUUCAAGUUCAAGGAAAAACACUCCUUGAUGAAAUAGAGCAACAUAUGCAGACCUAUUCUGAUGUUUCAGGAAUCUUGUACGACAGAAGUUUCUUAGAGCAGACUCAACUCAUGAUGAAAAAUGCUUUCUUGAAGAAUGUAAAAACUAGUGAGUUUGCAAGUGAAUACAUAGUGCAGGAACACAGUUGUCAGAGUCAACUUUCAGAAAAGCAAGUUGCUGAAGUAGAAUUAAAAUUACUAGAGCAAAUGAAGAAUUCUGUCAUCGAGCACCAGAGGUUGGAAGCACAACUGCAACAGAAAGAUUUAAUCCUGAAACAAUGGCAACAGGAGAGCAUACAAAAAGAAUUGGAAAAAGCAAGUGAAGAAGCUUUGAUACAAAUACAACAACAAGAAGAUCUAUCAAACUUACGCAGAAGGCUAACAGCAGAGGCCUUACAAGAUCUUAGACUGCUUCGAGAGGAGAUGGACAGGAGGCAUAAGAAAACUAUGCAAGAUUUAGAGAAUAAAUUGGAAAUGAAACAUUCAGAAAACAUUACACAUUUAGAGGACAGUUACAAGACUCAGGUCGCAGCUCUGCAAGCAGAAAAUGAAAGGUUGAAAAGGGAACAAGAGAGAUUAACCCUAUCAACUGCAGAAGUGGAAACACAAAUUGUAUCAGAAGAGUGCCUUAAGAAUCAUGUCAGGAGGUUGAUGGAUGAAUUGACCUGCAACCAGAAGGCGCUGCUGGAAAAUGUAGUGUUGGAGACUGAAAAGUAUCACAAAGAACAAAUUCAGGCUAUCAAAACAAAGUUUCAGGAUCAAUUAAGAGAAGAGACAGAGUCAAUACAGAGCUGUAAUGAGAAAAAACUUCAGGCACUUGUUGCCUCCUUGAGGCUGGAAUUUGAGAAAGAGAAGAGUUUAAUUUUGAAGAAUCAACAAGAAAAGAUAGAGAAGAAACACAAAGAAGAACUCAAUAAUUUAAAACACCAUCUUGAGAAAGAAAUAAACAACUUGAAGUUGAAGCAUGUGGAGCAGCAGAGAGAGGUAGAAAAAGAAUGCUCAGAAGUUUUGGCUGAGAGAUUAAGAGAUCAGCUGGAGGAAGAGCAUAAGCAGCACAUAAAGCAUUUAACUCAGCAUUGGCAUAUGGUUUACUUCACCCAUUUGAACAAAAUAACCGAGAAGACCACAGUGCUGCCUUCAACAGAAGCUUCUGAUGAGAUCAAAGAAAAGACCACAGUGCUGCCUUCAACAGAAAUAUCCAAACCCUCUGAUAAAGUUGAAUCUGAUGAAGGUACGGGAAACUCUCAGUCGAUUGACGUGAGGCUUGAAGGUCUUUUGACCGAAAGAGAGUUGCUGUUGAAGGAGGCAAAAGAUAUGUAUCAACGUCUUCUUGAUGUACAUGUAAAAGACCUUACUGAACUAAAACAAAGAGUACAAGAUGAAUACCAAGCUGUGUUGGUUCUCCACAAGAAGAUGAAUGCAGAGCUGGAUAAAAUUGUAGAAGAAACAAAUUUGAGCUCAAAAUUAAAAUCUCUUGAGGCAGAGAAGUCUGAGCUGCUUGGGAAACUUGAAAUCUUAAACCGACAGUUGGAUGCUAUAGAGUAUCAAAAUCAGCAGUUGCAGCUUUUGGUAGUACAGCUUCGUAAAGAUGACAGCUGUUUAAACUGUAAACGGAUGACCGAUGACAAGGACCGUGCUUUAGGGAAAGAAUCUAGUACAUCCCAAUUAGUGUCUCAAGGAACCUUAAGCAAGUCAUUUGCAUCCUUGGAAGAAGGAAGGCUUUCUUUAUUUGGGAAGGUUCCAUCUGAAGGAGGAGAUGUUUUCAGAGAACUUGAUAACCAUUAUCGAAAUAUGUAUGAAUUAAAGAUUGUAGAGUACGAAUCACAACUUAAGGUAGCAACAGAAGAACUUGAAAAGAGCUACCAAAAAAGACUGGAAACUGAGAGAAAGAAACAUCAGAAAGAAAUUAUAGAUAUGGAAAGUAAGAAAACAAAUCUAGAAAAAAAAUAUCAAAAUGAUUUAGAGAACGUAAUUGCUAGGCAUGAAUCAGAAAAGAGAGCUCUGGAGCAAGCAUACUGUGAAAAGUUAGCAGAAGAAAGAAAAAAUACUAGUGAACGUCCUCUUAUGUCUACUGUGGAUGAAGAUAAAGUCAAUGAUUUGUGCCAAAAGCAUUUGCUUGAACUUGAGAAGUUGCGCAGUGAACUGGAAGAAAAAUUUAUUGAAGAAAAAGAUACAUUAUGUGAAGAACAUGUAACAAAAGUAAAAGAGUUGAUUAUGGAACACAAUAAAGAGAUGAAAGUUCUUCAAAAGUGUACAAAAGAGAAAAAUGAACAGCGAGUGAUUGAUUUUCCUAAAGAUGAUAAAGCAGUUUCUUUGGCAGAUGAAAUAAGUCGGUUAACUAAAGAAAAAGAAGAAAUACUUCAAAAUAAACUAGAGAUAGAAACAAAACUAAAUUCUCAGUUGGCUGAUCUGAUCCAAGAGCAUCACAAUGAUUUACAAGCCCAGAUAGAGGACAUGAACAUUAGAUUCAAUGAACAGAGAAAGACAUUCGAAGCAGAACUCCAUCACCAAUUAGAAAACAUCAAAAUGAAUCACGGACAGGAAAUGCAGCUUCAAGAGAGAGUAUUGAAAGAAAAACAUCAGGAAACUUGUGCUAAAUUAGAGGAAGAACACAAAAAACAGUUGAAAGAAUUGAAAUCAUGCCAUUCAACGGAGAUCGAGCAGUUGCAAGACAUGAUUGAGGAACAAAAGAUGACCAGUCAAAAGCAGAUUGAAGAUCUUAAAUCUAGUCAUUCCUUAGAAGUUGAUGGAUUUCAGCAAAAAAUAGAAGACCUUCUGAAAAAGAAUAGAGACUUGUUCUCGAAACAUUUGUUAGAAAUGGAAGAGGUUUCUCUUUAUUAUUCAAAUGAAUCUAGACAGAUGAGCAACAAGUUACGAGCCAAAAUUGAAGAAGAAAAGACACACUUGUUGAUGGAAGUAUCUAAGUUAGUUGAGAAAGGAAUUGAGAAAGGACUUGGUCAUAAAGUAGAGGAGAUGAUCUCAAACCUACUUCAAGUGAUUAAUUCUCUGAUCACGGUUAAGACACGUGUAAAAUCUUUGAGUGAUCUUGGAAAGAAAGAUGAAGACAAUGGAGAAAGCUUGACAAAAAAAGAUCACAAUAUUUUGAGUGUAAGUAUAAGUGAAGAAGACCUUCAGAUACUAAAGGAAAAACAAAAGGUUGAGGUUAGGGAAUUACAUGAAAAAUUUAAAAUUGACCUAGAGAAAGCCAAAGCUCAGGCUAAGAAAGAAGCAGAUGAAAAGGAACAACAGAAUGGAGCUGCCAUGUUAGAAGAAAUGGAGAAACUGCGUCUAAAGAUGGAAAUGGAUAUGGCCGGGUAUGCAAGUGAAAAUGAAAGAUUAGCUCGAGAAUUGGAGGAGUUGAGAGACCAUAUUCACUUGCUUGAAAAAAGAAAAACUAAAUUUGGAACAUAAGCUUGGAGAGGAAAAAAUGGGAAAGAAGACACGUGAAACAUCUAAAGUAACUUCUACUGGUACUACAACAUCAACCAGGGAUUGGCAAACAGGGUCAGAGUUGUCAACCAUUGAUAUACAGUCGUGGCAGGUGGAUACGGCUCAGACAAACUCCCGUCUUCUUAACGUCUUAUCGCAUCUGGUAAAAACCUUCUUGGACACUGAACAUGAUAUACAAAACCAUUUGACUAAGCUUGGUUUAGAUGCUGGAUAUUUGAAUGAUGGAAAUCAA